AUGGCGGACAACGGACCUGCUUCCAACGCGGCGCAGCUGCCCCCUCCUCCCCAGCCGAGCGCUGGAGCUCCGGGCUACGAAAAUGGCCAGAACGGUCAGUCGAACCCGGCUCACAUGCCGCCGCCUCCUCUUCAUAUCCCUCAGAACACCAACCCGAUUCCAACUGCGGUGACGUCGCCCAUGUCUGGCGUCGACAAGAUCAUGUCGCCCAGCAGUGCCGGCGGGUUCGGCCGUCGCGCUGCUCCCGAGCCUAACAAGCGGGCGCUGUAUGUUGGAGGCCUGGACCAGCGUGUCACUGAGGACGUUCUGCGCCAAAUUUUUGAGACCACUGGCCACGUCCAGAAUGUCAAGAUCAUCCCCGAUAAGAAUGCCAAAGGUUACAACUACGGUUUCGUUGAAUACGACGACCCCGGUGCGGCUGAGCGUGCCAUGCAGACCUUGAACGGAAGACGUGUGCACCAAUCUGAAAUUCGUGUCAACUGGGCCUAUCAAUCCAACACGUCGAGCAAGGAGGAUACGUCGAACCACUUCCACAUUUUCGUUGGCGAUCUCAGCAAUGAAGUCAACGACGAGAUCCUGCUCCAGGCAUUCUCUGCGUUCGGUUCCGUCUCAGAGGCCCGCGUCAUGUGGGAUAUGAAGACUGGCCGGUCUCGUGGAUAUGGUUUUGUUGCUUUCCGAGACCGACCGGAUGCUGAAAAGGCUCUGAGCUCCAUGGAUGGCGAAUGGCUCGGCUCGCGCGCCAUCCGUUGCAACUGGGCAAACCAGAAAGGGCAGCCAUCUAUCGCACAGCAGCAAGCCAUGCAGGCUAUGGGCCUGACCCCUACGACGCCAUUCGGCCACCAUCAGUUCCCGGCUCACGGUGUUGCCAGCUACGAAGUCGUUCUGGCCCAGACGCCUUCGUGGCAGACCACCUGUUACGUUGGCAACUUAACUCCCUACACUACUCCCAAUGAUGUUGUUCCUCUGUUCCAAAAUUUCGGCUAUGUCGUUGAGUCCCGCUUCCAGGCCGACCGUGGAUUCGCAUUUAUUAAGAUGGACAGCCACGAAAGCGCGGCCAUGGCCAUUUGCCAAAUGAACGGCUAUAAUGUUAAUGGACGUCCUUUGAAGUGCAGUUGGGGCAAGGACAAGACUCCCAACCCUCAGAGCGCCGGCUUCGACCCCUCGCAGCAGGCAUACAGCCCCCAGAGCGCCUCUGGACCGGGCUACCCUGGCACCCCGACGGCCUACUUCCCGCAAUACGGUGGUCAGUACGGCGGCCAGCCUGGCAACUUUGCCGGCCCGACUGCCCAAUCCCCGGCCGGUUAUGGAGCGCAGCCGAUGGGAUACGGCGGACCCCAGAGCGCAGGAGGCUAUGGCCGUGGUCAACAGCCACCCAACGCCCAGUGGUCUCAGGGCCCUCAGGGACAGAAUUUCAACAACGGCUUCGCCGGAUACCAGGGCUAA
Colletotrichum truncatum is the source of this 1443-nucleotide messenger RNA. RefSeq names its product nuclear and cytoplasmic polyadenylated rna-binding protein pub1. NCBI's taxonomy places the organism in Eukaryota, Fungi, Ascomycota, Sordariomycetes, Glomerellales, Glomerellaceae. The record is from RefSeq and is a predicted model, not a curated record. Gene Ontology annotation, molecular function: RNA binding.